AUGGCAGCAACCAAAGAAGCGUCUGUUGCGGUCCCCCGGCGAAGACCGACCAAAGAGGACUUAAUCAGUACACACAAGACACACUUGGACAAGCAAGACAGAUCGCCAGAUGCGCCACGGCCGGUGAAGCAGCCUAUUAUGUCCGAGGCGUACCCAGCUUCGACAAGAUCCAUCAGAGAACUUGAAAUAAUACCGUUAAGUGAUCUCUGUGUCGAGGCACAUCACCGAGGGAAGGGCAUCAUCGUCAAGGCCAUCAGUCCGCCGUACGUCGGUGCGGGUGCCGUGAGUAUUGUGGAAGAUCAGUUCGGCAAUGCCGAGCGGCUGGCCAUAUACAACCAGCCAGAUUCUUCCAUCUUGUCAGCCGUUCCCGAGGGUUGUGUGGUCGCCGUGAAGGAACCAUACUACAAGAAGAACGGCUCAGAGAACGACUUUAUGAUUUGCGUCGACCAUCCCUCGGAUGUCAUCCUCUUGCGAUUCACUGACCCAAUCAUUCCCGAGCCGCUGAGGCUCGGCCCAUUGUUGAAGACGGCGGAGGACUGGAAAAAGGCCGGUGACACGGCCUUCAUUGAGAAAGACUUCCCAACAGCAGUAUUUUGCUAUACCGAAGCACUUGAAAGCUCCUCCGACCCGACCUUCCAAUCCCCCAUAUACACGAAGCGCGCGGGCACCAACCUCGUCCUCGGCCGCUACGACGACGCCAAAGCCGACGCCCUGGCCUCUCUCGCGGGCGGUCCCCAGCAGCACGAAUGGAAAGCCUACUACAACGCGGGCCGCGCCGCCUACGGCCUUUGCGACUACAGGACGAGCCACUCGCUCCUAAGCAAAGCCCUCGCCCUCAACCAGUCCCACAGCGGCAUCCAACGGGAGCACGCCCGGUGCGAGGCGCGCCUGCACGAGGAAGAAACUGGGAACUACGACUUCCCCGCCAUGCUGGCAUCUCUGACCGCGCAGUCGGUGCACUUAGACCGGGGAUCUUUUCUCCGCAACACACGCGUGGCCGACUCGGCGCACCACGGGCGGGGGCUGUUCGCCGCGCGGGACCUUGCCGCAGGCGAAAUCAUCUUUGUCGAGAAGGCGACGCUCAUGCCCAACCAGUACGACCCCGGGCGGGCGUCGGCGGCGCUCUACGCGCUGACCGUCCGCCAGCUGUGCGACAACCCGUCGCUUGCCGAGCCAGUGCUGGGCAUGUACGGCGGGGAGUAUGCCCGGAGUGGGAUGGAAGGGAUGAUUGUGGAUGGCGUGCCCGUGGUGGAUGUCUUUUUGGUCGAGAGCAUCCGCACAAAGAACUGCUUUAGUUCCCCAAGGUCGACCGUCGAAGAUACCAAGCCCAGCAUGCCCUCGGGAAGGCAGGCGAAAGGGCUAUGGGUACACGCCGCGGCUAUGAACCACGGCUGCGUGGCCAACUCGAUGCGGUCGUUUGUCGGCGACAUGCUCAUUAGCCGCGCAACGAGGGACAUCAAAGAAGGGGAGGAGAUCUUUCAGCAGUAUGUCCCCGUAAAAUCGCUGGUUGACGCGCGCAACAGGCAGUACCUGGAAGGGUGGGGGUUUGAGUGCGGGUGUAAGCUGUGCGUCACGGAGCGCCGCAGUCCCGAGGCAAACCUGGCCAAGCGGAAGGAGGCGCUGAUGGCGGUAGAGAAGGUGUGCAACAAGAAACUGCCGGGGAAAGGGGACUUGGUCCCUGACGCGACGAUUCGGAAUGUGGAACGGUUGACGAAGCAGCUGGAGGAUCUUCAUGAGGCGGACGUGUACGCGGAAGGCCUACCAAAGUUGACGCUCAUUUACCCUUGCAACUGGCUGGUUGGCGCGCACAAGGGAAGGAAAAACCACGCGAAAGUGAUCCGGUAUGCAAAGAAGGUGCUGAGGUGUUUUGGGUUCAUAGUGCCCGAGGAUAAGGGUGUGGAGUGGGAUCCGAGGAAAAUGUACUCGUCUUCGGGCGACAUGACGUUGAUGACGGUUCAUGUGGUGGUUGCGCUCAGGAGGCUGGCGGAGGCGUACGAGGCGCUGGGAGAAGGGGAUAUGGCCAAGAAAUGUGUCGAGGCAGCGAAGUUUGGAUACAUGCUGGUGACGGGGUUCGAGAACGAUUUGAGUAUGCUGGACAGAUAA
This is a messenger RNA of Canariomyces notabilis, 2103 nucleotides long. RefSeq lists its product as uncharacterized. The transcript has 3 exons. Bases 1 to 2103 code for a protein of 700 amino acids. Gene Ontology annotation, molecular function: protein binding. The record is from RefSeq and is a predicted model, not a curated record. NCBI's taxonomy places the organism in Eukaryota, Fungi, Ascomycota, Sordariomycetes, Sordariales, Chaetomiaceae.